Messenger RNA from Lipotes vexillifer (Yangtze River dolphin), 901 nucleotides. It is a transcript of the gene ELANE, whose product is annotated as elastase, neutrophil expressed. The record is from RefSeq and is a predicted model, not a curated record. Gene Ontology annotation, molecular function: serine-type endopeptidase activity. Lineage: Eukaryota; Metazoa; Chordata; Mammalia; Artiodactyla; Lipotidae. Gene Ontology annotation, biological process: proteolysis; phagocytosis; acute inflammatory response to antigenic stimulus.
AUGAUCCAAAGCUGCAGACCCUCCAGCCCUGCCCUGGCCGCUAUCCUGUUGGCCGUGCUGCUGGGCGGCCCCGCGCUGGCCUCGGAGAUCGUGGGGGGCCGGCCGGCCAGGCCGCACGCGUGGCCCUUCAUGGCGUCCCUGCAGAGGCGCGGACGCCACUUCUGCGGCGCCACCCUGAUCGCGCGGAACUUCGUGCUGUCGGCAGCGCACUGUGUGAACGGCCUGAACUCCCGAUCGGUGCGCGUGGUGCUGGGGGCACAUAACCUGCGGCGGCGAGAGCGGACCCGGCAGACGUUCAGGGUCCAGCGGGUCUUCGAAAACGGCUUCAACCCCUUGAGACUGCAGAACGACAUCGCGGUUCUCCAGCUCCGUGGGAUGGCCACCAUCAACACCAACGUGCAGGUGGCCCAGCUGCCCGCCCAGGACCAAGGCGUGGGAGAAGGGGUGCAGUGUGUGGCCAUGGGCUGGGGCCAGCUGGACACGAACCGGCCACCGCCCCCAGUCCUGCAGCAGCUCAACGUCACCGUGGUGACAGCCCUCUGCCGCCCCUCCAACGUGUGCACCCUGGUGCCAGGCCAGCAUGCUGGAAUCUGCUUUGGGGACUCCGGCGGGCCCCUGGUCUGCAACAGGCUGAUCCAUGGGAUCGAUUCCUUCAUCCGAGGGGGCUGCGGCUCCGGGAUCUUCCCAGACACCUUUGCCUCCGUCGCCAAGUUUGCAGACUGGAUCAACUCCACCAUCCGCCGCUACGGUGACGUUGACGGCCCUCUCCACCCUAGGGACGCUGCGGGCAGGACCUGCUAGAAGGGGCUUCUCCUGUCACCCUACCUGACCUGCCCCUGGCUGGGCCCUUCCCAUGCAGCAUCAUGUGGCAUCUAGCACAAUAAAAACAUUCCGUUUUGUA